AGACACAGCGAGAUCAAAGGAGCAAAUACCAAAAGACAGCAGCAGAAGAAACCCGGACCAUAGGUGGCCAAGAGGAAAUCCAGUGCAGGUUGAAGAAAUAGCUCAGUGGGGUGACGAGAGGAAUGUCGCACCGCAUAUAGGUGUGGCCUGAGAGGCAUGAAGAGUCGCCAGGGAAAGUGAAAGAGAAUAUUUGUGGAUCGAUGGGGUGCAGGAAGAAGAUUUCAUAGAAGGAGCCGGAAGAGAGGCACUGGCAAAAAAAAAAUCUGGGUGAGUCAAGGAAUUCCUUCAGUGGAGUAGGAAGUGGGAGAAGAAAGAUUCCUCGGAAGCACUGCAAUUUCAGACUAGAGGGCUGCUAUAUCUCUUGGUCCUUCUAUUGUCACAAGUAUUUCACAACCAACUUAAGUAAUAGCAAAUUAUUUACUGACUUUAAAAGAUUGCAUUGACUAUUAAGCACAUCUCAACAGCUUCUUGGAAAGUUGUUUAGAUCCAAGUCACUGGUUUGGAAAGACAAUAGCUACUACAAUGGAGACUGGAUUGAGCUUUGAUAGGAAGAGCCAAUUGCAACCAACUUCUAAAGAUCAUUCUACUAAUGCAACUGAGCGACCAAGUUUAGUGCAUCGUGGGAAUACUGAAGAACUGAUCCCUCAGAGAACCAACCAAUCACAGGAAGGUCCUCCCAAAACAUCUCAAUGCUGGAAAGAUGCUGGGAAUGAGUCAUCGCUUGUGGUCACUCAAGUAUUGCAAUCAAUGAGCAGCCAGUCAUGGCCAGAUGCCACGAACCGCGAAAAGCUGCCAUCUAAUGAAACGGAUAGUCCUUUGAAGAGCUCAGAGCCAGCAAGUUCACCUGAAGAGAUUGUGACAGGUGUGGAUGCUGUUCCUGAGGUUGUAUCACCCUUGUCCCUUCCACUGCAAAACACAUGGAUGCUUCAACUCCACCUAGAGGAUGACAUUGAAGACUACCUGGAGGGAUUUGAGUCUGUGGCCUACAACAACCGCUGGCCCAGGGCAGAGUGGGUUGCUAAACUGAAGCCAUAUCUAAGCCGCAAAGCUCUUCUAGCCUGCAACAUCUUGGAACCCAACCUUGCCAAUGACUAUGACGUGGUCAAAGAGCGCAUCCUGCACCAAUAUGGCAUCACAACUGAAAUGCAACGCCAGUGUUUCAGGCAGUUCCGUUACCAGGAAGCCACGGGCCCCCGAGAAACCUGCCAAAUUCUCCAGACCCUUGGACAGCGCUGGUUGAAGCCAGAAAGGCACACCAAAGAACAGAUUUUGGAGUUACUAAUACUGGAGCAGUUUCUCAUCAUCCUGCCCCCAGAAAUACAAGACUGGGUCCGAGGAUGCUGUCCAGAGACUUGUGCUCAGGUCGUGGAUCUUGUUGAAAGUUUCCAGCUGGGGAAUGAGCCACCAGUGCCACUCAAAGACAUUGACGUGAAGUUCUCCAGUGAAGAGUGGGCUUUGCUAACUGAGGAGCAACGAGCACUGUAUGAUGAUGUCACGCUUGAGAACUUUCAGAAUGUGUCCACUCUGGGAAUUCCUCUAGAGAAACCAGAGAUAAUCACCCGGAUACAGCAAGGAGGAGAAUUGUAUUUUCAGAAUAAUACUAUCAACUCUCCAAAAGAUCGAUUCACAGGAAACCAACAUUCACCAACUGCUAUCCAAGGGGUGGAAAAACGUUCUGUUUUAAAGAGAGCCACAAAAACAGUUAAGGUACAAGCCAUCGCAAUGGAAGUACCUCAGGAAUAUGUAGGUCUAGGGGAAACACUUGUCAAAGAGCCUUCUUCUAGCUGUAUCAAAGAGGUUGCUGCAUCAGUGCCCCCAGCUAGUACCCUCCCCCUUAAAAAGCCAUUGAUUUCCUCAAAGAAUAAAUCUUCCAAAAGAAAGAAGAACCAGUCAUCUAGAACAGAGGAGCAGGCUUCCACAAAAGGUAGGCCUCAACCCUCAUUGCUGCAGGAAAGAUCUGGAAAAAAGGAAUCGGGAAGCCAAAUUUUGACUGCCAAAUCUGGUAAACAAAAGAAGACUCAGGUUCCUCAGGGUGCUAGUUCAUCGCAGCUGAAGAAGCCAACUGCAUCAGUAGGGCAGCACCCCAAAAAGAAAAAGAAAUCUGAGGUUCUGACUGAGCCACCCAAACCAAACAAGGAAAUCCUGUUGGGUAAGAAGAUUGUCCAGGACAAAGAGCAUCAGGUGGCAUCUCUGGAAAUAAAAGUCCGUGAAGCCACUCUCCCAGUCACCACGUGGAAUCCUCCUUUCAGUGCCACUGUGGUCUCCGAUCUCACGUGCCCAGAUUGCGGGCGGUCCUUCAAGCAGAGAUUUGACCUGCGCCAACACCGGUUCGUCCAUACCCGGGAGAAGCCAUAUGCCUGCACAUUGUGUGAAAAGUGUUUCAGACAUCCAAGCAACUUACAUAUCCAUUUGCGGACGCAUAGUGGGGAACGGCCCUAUCAGUGUCCCGACUGCGGGAAAGCUUUUUCCCAAAGUUGCAACCUUCGGACUCAUCGCAAGAUCCAUACAGGUAAUAAGCCAUACAAAUGCUUUGUCUGUGGCAAGUCCUUCUGCCAUAGCUCCAAUCUCACCAUCCAUCAGCGAAUACACACUGGAGAACGCCCUUAUCCUUGCUCAGUCUGCUCCAAACGUUUCAGUGACAGGUCCACCCUGGUGCAGCAUGAACGGACCCACACUGGCGAGAAGCCCUAUGCUUGUGUGGUCUGUGGACACAGGUUCAGCCAGAUAUCUCACCUCGUGAAGCACGGCCGCAUGCAUCCAGAUAUCGGUGACCCAGCAGGGCCCCUGAAGACCCAUCUCCCAACACUUCCAAAGGGGUCUUCAUGCCACCUGGUGGAAAAGCCUAGUCUGCAGCAGAGACACAGCUGCUCCAUUGGCAGCUCAUCGGGCCACAAAAUGGCUGCACAGCAACACCCAAACAACAUGGCUGCUCUUUCAAAAGAGGUAGAGGACAUGAGAUGUCCGUUGCAGGUCCAGGUGAAAAUGGAAACUCCCUGCCAGGCAAGUGACAGUGCAAAAGAGGGAGAAGGAAAUUGCCCUGCCACCAUUCCAUCUGCAACCAGUGAAGAGUUCACAAGAGCGGUGUCCAGGGUGAAGCAGGAGCUGGCCGAAGAGCUACCGCAGAGCUGGGAGUGCCAGUGGCAAAGGGUGCUAGAGGUGGUGCCUGCUCCCUUCAUCACUCCAGUCUGGGACAGCCAGCAGUUGCCUCCUUUGACUCAAGGGGGCAGCACCGAGGCCUACCUGGCCACCUUUGAGCGUGUGGCGGACGCUUCACAAUGGCCACGGGAAGAGUGGGUGACUCGCCUUGUGCCAGUCCUUAGUGGACAAGCUCAGCAGGCCUAUUUCACCCUGGAUGCAAAAGACAAAGCUGAUUAUGGGAAGGUGAAGGUGGCCAUUCUGAGGCUGGAUGACUAUCUCGCCCUCGAGGCGCAUCGCCAGCGUUUCAGGCAUUUCUGCUACCGGGCUGCCGAUGGGCCCCGGAUGGCAUGUCAGCAACUGCAGGAGCUCUGUCACUGCUGGCUGAGGCCUGAAGGCCAGAGCAAGGAGCAAAUCCUGGAUCUGCUCAUCUUGGAGCAGUUCCUUGUCAUCCUUCCACAGGAAAUGCAGGACUGGAUUAGGGAGCGCGGUCCGGAGACGUGUGAUCAAGCGGUGGCCUUGGCAGAGGAGUACCUGCAGGAGCAGCAGGAGACAGAGAAGUGGGCCCAACAGGUAACUGUACCAAUUGAGAUGGUGAUAGUUAAUUCUCCCACUGUAGAUCAGUCCCAGUCAGAAGCAAAACAUCUCCACAAAGAACAGGUUGACAAUGAAAAUAGUAUUUCUCAAGAAGGCAGUUUUGCCAGAAUGGGGGCAAAGGAUUUACACCAAGGAGAGUUGGAGGCAGAGGAACGAGGAUGGAUGUCUCCAGAAUUCGGGGAGGUCCUUUUCCCAAAAAGCAGUGAUCUUCCCAGAAGAUCACAUGUGAGCAAGUGUGAUUCAGAAAGGCCACAGAAAGGCAGCCUUUCCACAAGAAUGAUUAAGGACGAAGUGUUUGGGGGAGUCCCGACCGACCUAGAAACGAAACGACAUCUGUGUAAGGAAUGUGGGAAAAGGUUUCGGAAGAAGUGGGAUCUCAUCAGGCAUGAAAGGAUCCACACGGGUGAGAAACCGUAUCAAUGUCCAGAAUGUGGGAAUAGCUUCAACCGGAACACAACCCUCACAAAACAUCUCCUCAUUCAUUCAGGAGAGAAGCCUCACCAGUGCACGUACUGCGGAAAGAGGUUCACACGGCGUUCACAUGUUGUGAAUCACCAGAGACGCCACUCAUGCCAAGGAAGAUCUUGACAAAAGGAUCUACUGCUUCCAGUUUGGGCAACAGAUUGAGAAGCCCUGUAUGACCGGGGAAUAAAGGUAGCUCAGUUUGUGUCCUGCAGGGUUUGGAAUCUAGACCAAGGGUAGGAGUGGUGUGGAUUGUUGACUAUUUUUUGUUUGUCCACAUCUUGAAUAUGAUCAAAAUGAGUCUGAGGACACACAGCUCUCAGGGGCAUCCGUUCUGUUGAAUGUACAAAGGAAAAUCUGUACAUAUUUAUGCCAUUCAGUAACGAUAGGAGAACUGAGACUCAAUCCAAAUCAAAAGACUAUUCAUCCACAUUUUACUUGAUCUAGAAUGGGAGUGGAUGCUCCUGGGAAAAUUGCUAAUUUUGAUCAGUAUUUUUGUAUCGGCUAAAGCCUUGUAAAAUCAGAAAAAUCCUUUCUCUGCUUCGCUGUACUUAUGCCCAAAACAAAUGAUGCUCAUUAAGGAAGUAAGAUUUAAAGGCAAAACAUCUUCCAGUAAUGAAGCAGGCUAGCAAAAUGAUACUUGCCAGCCAUUUGGGAAAGCAGUCCACAGAUUUAACUUCUAAAGUGAUGGAGCUAGGUGGAAAAGCGAUACUAACCAUUAACUCAGGAUAAAAGAAAUUCCAAGUUUUAAGUAAGAGGCAAGACUGAUUGAUUGACCUAGAAGCACUGACCUGGUAUGCUCUUAAAUGCAAAUUUAGAUCCAGAAUAUAUUCCCAUCAUGGAGACUUCAGUCCUAUUGCACGUCAAGCUGCCCAGAUGUAGAUAUAGGUUUUGCAGUGCAAUUUGGGGAAGGCAGGCCAGAUGGGAAAACAGAAAGCAAAGUGGCCUCAUUGUACAUUAUGCUUGCUGGGAUGGAUUUUUAUAUUGCGCUGUGGCAAAUCUUUAGGAAUGAUGACACUUUUACUGCAAGGUUAGAAAACUGUGGCCUUCCAGUGGCUGCUAAAUACCAGCUCCCAGCAUUCCUCACAACUGGCCAUGCUGGAAUAAUGUGAAGUGAAAAUGACUUGGCUAUUUAAUGAUUCAUUUUUUAUUCUGUACAGUAGAAAACCAGUGCAACAUUUGUUUACAUAAUAAGUUAUUUCCCCCUUUUUAACAAACAGUCUGAAAACUGCUUAGACACUUUUGAUUACAGAAUUCAUAAAUUAAUUUUCACAAAGACAGACAUUCGUUUUAAUAUAUUGUUAAAUCAUUUUGGCUU
Thamnophis sirtalis is the source of this 5512-nucleotide messenger RNA. Its product is annotated as zinc finger protein 24. NCBI's taxonomy places the organism in Eukaryota, Metazoa, Chordata, Lepidosauria, Squamata, Natricidae. The record is from RefSeq and is a predicted model, not a curated record.